Molecule: messenger RNA, 885 nt
Organism: Phyllotreta striolata
Lineage: Eukaryota; Metazoa; Arthropoda; Insecta; Coleoptera; Chrysomelidae
Source: the annotation of a GenBank genome assembly
AUGCUCAAAUUAUUAUUCUACUACUUACUAACCGACCAAGCAUCAUCGCACUAUUUUUACAACAGCGACAACAACCGAGUGUACACCAGUGAUGUUCUAAACGUGCCCAAAGGAUACAGGAUCAUCCAACCGCCGAAAAUCCUCUCGCUAAAAAAAGAGAAAUUCACCAAAGGCCUCUUCUGCCAGGACAUGGGCUUCACCUGCGCCAAGCCCUUCACCUACUCCUCCACCUUCCAAUUCGAGUGCCUCGACGACAGCAACUGCCCGGUCUCGUACAUCUGCUGCCCGCAGCGCUGCUUCCUCCACAAGGUCUGCACCGUGGGCAAGCCCCGGCGCUCCGCCGACACCAAGCAGCAGCCUUCGAGGGUGUACAAAUGCGCCGAAUGGCCGUACGUCUGCUCCAAGAAAUUCCCGCUGCAGGUGACGCAGAGGUUCAAGUGCACCGACGACGAACAUUGCCCCGAAGGGCUGAUGUGCUGCCCGCAGAGGUGCUUCAGCCACAAGGUCUGCUCCAGGACGGUGAUGAGCGGCGAGAUCGCGGAGACCACCACCACUUUCCAGCCGGUUGCGACGGUGACGAGGGCGGCGAAGGGAGAUCUCGUGGCGUCCCGUGAAGCUGUUAAGGAUGAGGCGCUUAAGAAGGAAUCGUGGAUGGAUAACUACAUAAAAAGGAACACGAAUCCGCCGGUGGAAGCCACAACGAUCGAUUCGACGAGCACGAAUCCGCCGGUGGAAGCCACAACGAUCGAUUCGAACGCGAUCGAUCCGAAUUAUCAAGAGUAUUACGAUGAACAAAGCGAUUAUGAUGAUAAAGAGGAAGAAGAGGACAGUACAGAUAGUAAUUUAAGGCUGUAUUUGCUUGAAGCCGACGACGCCAAGGCGUGA